Messenger RNA from Paramuricea clavata, 4641 nucleotides. The record is from the annotation of a GenBank genome assembly. Lineage: Eukaryota; Metazoa; Cnidaria; Anthozoa; Malacalcyonacea; Plexauridae.
UCAUUAUCCCACUACUAAAUUCACAGUCGUAUCAGACACACCAGAAAAUUUACGUCUUGCCAAGCAAUCCAAGCAGCAAAGUCAGGUGAGUGAGAUUAGUGGACAGUAUAAGUGGUUUUGGAGGAGACAUUUCAACUUAACUUGCUACACUGUAGAUUAGUCAAGUUAUAAUCCUAUAUAACAGCAGUUCAAAAGGUCAAAUUUCCAACUCUGGGGAUAGAGCAAGGUGUCAAAUGCCCGGGGUAUGUUAACAGUAUAAAUUGAGUGGCGGAUUAGGGAUUAUUAAAAAGCUUCAAAAUUCAAAAUGGAGUAUACCUUAAAUACUUUUAGGAAACUUUAUAAAGCAUGAGGUGUUAUUUUUUUAAUACAGUCAAUACAGUGUUUCAUUUACUAAAAUGUUGAAGUUAUUUUCAGAAUUCAGUGUAUAUGUUUUCACACAACUCACAAGCCAAACUUGAACUGAUAGAAUUACAGUCAGAAUGAUCCGGGGGUUGGGGCAUUUGACCAUCAAUUUUCCGUUAUAUGUGGGGCAUUUGAACGGCAUUUUUGUCCUGGGGGUGGGAAAUUUAAUCACAAAAUUUCAAAAAGUUCAAAUGCCCAAGGCAAGGGUACGCCCAGGGGGAUGUGAACAGUAUAAAUUGAUUGGCACAUAACCUUUAUUAAAGUGGCAAUGCACCAUCUUGUGCCCUACUUUCAGAUUAUUUCAGUGGCGUAGCCAGCUCGAUAAGUGGGGGGGGGGCAUAUUCAUAUAUUCGUGUUCUGCAUUAUUAAUUUCUUUUGAAAUUGAUUGUUUUUACGGUCUGUGAAUACGAAUAUAUGAAUAUGUCCCCUCCCCCACUUAUCGAGCUGGUUAACAACUUAAAAAUAAAUAAAUUAGUACAGUAGAUGCCUUUUUGUGGAUGGAAUUUUCAUUUACACAUAAAUAUGUACCUAAAUUCUGUCUACAAAAAAACAUCUACUAUUAGCUCUAUUCCCACCAACCUUGAGAACGUAGUCUGUCGCCGCUGGUUCUUGCCUAAAAUUUAGCUCAAGAAUCUUUUUAAUACAAAUUUAUUGUAGUUUCAACUUUCAACCGCCAACUCGAAUGAACAAUAGAAAAUUAUAGAAUGCAUGAACAAAACAUAUUGUUAUAUAGCUAGCGUGAACACCAAACGUGAUUGGCUGAUUUGUGGUCACGUGACUUCAGAUAAAUGCAAUGUUUCCCGCCGGGCAACAAGUGAAAAAUUGUUGCCCGCCCUGACCGGCCACGUACAUAAAUAAACAAAAUGGAGGCACAACUCAGAUAAUUAGAAACUACGAUUUUCCAAGUUUGUGUUCAAAUAAAGAAUAUAAAAGAGAAGAAAAAUACACAACAGGCAACAGGAUAUGCUGCUGAAACCGUGUAAGUAGGUUCUUUUAAUUUUAAACUCGUUUACACUAUAGAGUUUUCGUCACGAAAUACAAUUGUUGUAUGAAUGUUGUUGAAGUUGAUUUUUGUUCGUCGCUAUAUAACAAAACACUUAAUGCCUGUUCCCUCGGGAAAUAGUUAGUUUUGUUUUCCCUCGAAUCUUAAUUUUCCCUCGACUUCGUCUCGGGAAACAUUGAGAUUCUCGGGAAAACAAAACUAACUAUUUCCCUCGGGAGCAGACAUUAAGUGUAUAAUAUAUACUUCAUAAGUCAUAACAACGUGGUCCGCGCCCGCGAUAUAUGGCGGUAAACUAUACCUACUUCAUUUAGUCAUCUGUUCAUAACAAGUUCUAUCGAACGAGAUGCCCCAAAAUAUCGAUAAGUACCCAUAUUUCUUCUGCUGGUACAACUUCUUCAUAUAUACUGUACAUGAAUUUCUAGUUUACGCUCAGCAACUGGACUCUGUAGUGAGUCUGUAAAGUAGCUCAGUUGGUUAGAGACUUAGAGCGCGCUGCACUGGAAUCACAGGGCUGACACAGUUUGAUUCCUGCCAGAGGGCUAAAGUUGCAUUUUUCGCAACUUAAAAGGUUUGUAAAUGUAUAUAAAUUUGAGUUCGAAAAUUUACUAUUACAGUAGUUCUAUCGAAGGAGAAACCCUAAAAUUUUGAAAAAUAAAUUCGGUCAUCUUAGACUCAUCACUUAAAGAAGGGGAGAGGGGUUGUUGGAACUUUGUAUAUGCUGUAGCUCUACAGUAUACCCAUCGCUUAACAGGAAGCAGGCCUGGAGCGAGUUUUACCAAAAAAUUGUUUAUUGAAUUGUCGCAUAUUAUUUUCGUAUUUUGUUCCACACUGCUGUGGCAGUGCAAUCAGGAAGUUCCUUGCAUUUCUAACUUGUAUUUGCACAUCUUCCGAUAUAGAUUGAAUAUCAUAAAAAGUUUGCUGAAGAGAAGGGGCAUUAUACCCCAAUUGCUGAUGAUCCUGAAACGGAGCGCGCCAAGAGAGCUGGAAAACAAGCUAGCCAAUUGCAGUACACAGCUGAAAGCAGGAGCCAUCCUCCUCAAAGUAGACCUGCUGAACGUAAGUUCAAAACAAAACCGAAAAUUAGCGUCUUGAAACCCAAUAUACUGUAUGUAUUAGAGUAAAACGACGUGAGUUCGUGAUAUUUCGAUUUCAUUGCUCAUCAAGUAUUCAGACUAGUUACAAGAGUUCAGAUUAGUUUCAAAAUAAUUUUCGGGCAGGAAUCCCGACCAGGAAUUGAAGGUGUGCAAUGAAAAGUGUGAUGGCAUGUAAGUGUAUUUUGAGAGAGAGGAUUAUGAGCAAGGAACUUAAUUGCCCUUUGUAAAAAUAUCUUGCGUAAUAGGCAAUUCCAGCUUUUAGAUUAUGCGUUCAGGGGAUGAUGGGAAGUAAGGUAUCAUAUUGCCGAUUAUGCUGAAAAUUUUCAAUAACAACUGCCGAAACAACCGAAAUAUUUCAAUAUUUACAAGUAUAAGCUAUCACUCCGUGUUUAUAGGGCCACCAUUUUUAUUUUUUCAGCAUAAUCAGCAAUAUGAUACCUUACUUCCCAUCAUUCCCUGCACGCAUAAACUAAAAGCUGGAAUUGCCAAUUGGUUGCUAGGUAGUCUGAUGUCAGUGAUGAUAAUUUUGUAAUAAAAUCUAAAUAUCACAAAGUCAUUCACGUCUUGUUUCUCCAAAGGUCGUGCAAGCAACUUACUGUAGAAGUAGGGGAGGCAGCCAAAAAAGGGACACCUGUCAGUUAUGUACCAAGUGCCUUUUUUGUUGUCAAAAAUAACUAUGUGACCGAUUGUAUCAAUGUACUGUAGGGAAAAAAACUAUGUAGUCCGGCGGCAACUCCCGCUGGAAAAAGUUGGAAUUAUAAGGUCUAUGCAACAACAUUCCCUGCACGCUCGGGGCAAGCACUUGGAUUCCGCUUAUCAUCGGAAAAGGGCACUUUUGAUCAAGAAAAAGAGGACUUUUUCAUUCAAGAAAAAAGACGCUUUUUGAGUUUUUAAAAGUGGCGGAGCACAUGUCCCACGGUCACCCCUCCCGCCCUCUCCACCAGCUGCGCAGCCCCCUGUCCAUAUUGCAAUGAUCUGGUUGUGUAACUAUUUAUAAUAGUAUAAAUUACUACGCGUUUACAGUAUACUGUAUAUGGACAUCCAAGUGCAUUAGUGCAUAGUUCCCCCAGUGCAGAUCAGUAGUUAAAAUAUUUUGACAUUUCUUUAUUUCAAGCUCCGCGUGACACUUCAAGUUAUACUCGGGCCCCUCCUGCACCAGAACCUGAACCAAUGGCACCAGUGUCAGUGAAUGUUCAAAUCCCUGCUGAGGCUGCUCAGCCUCCUCCUCCUGUACAAGUAAGUUUACUUUCUUUCCUUAUUUUUCACCCUGCUCGGUUUCCUUUGUUCUUAUCGGGGAAUAUAUUCAAUAUUCCCCUCUAAUCAAUUCCCGUUUAAUAAUCCCCUCUAAUAUUCACCUGCAAUGUCUUUGCAGCACAAAAAAUGAGAAGAAAAAAACAACAUAACGAAGGCAAUAUGGCAUUAAGAAUUAUUUUUAUUCUAACUCAUUAACGCGACCUCGCAAUGUGAAAAAUAAGUACGUUAUUUUGAGGCACCUCGGGGUGAAUAAAUCACAUAUCCCCAGCUAAGACGAGCUUAACAGAGCAUGCGUAGAUUAUACAUGCUGACGUGUAUUGAAUAUUAAUGAACUAAUUACGAAAGUAUUUCAUGAUACAGUCGGCAAAGUUUUUACUUUAUUGAUAGAAUUUUAACGUUAAUUAAAGUUUGAAUGCUCCAAAACAAUAUUAUAGGUGACUCAGGUAUAACUAAGAACAUUUUAAUUAAACGUACAAAUUGAGCCUUAUUUUGUUGCAAAUAGAUCAAAGCAAAGUAAAACAAAAAAGCGAAACUUUUUGACUGAUCUCAUGACGCCAUUCAGCGAAAACUCAGCGACAUGGCCAUGAAAUGGCCGCUACGUAGCUAGAAAAGCAAGUGCCAGACCCGGAUAUUGGCGUGCCUACGGCGCGUACAGUAAUUUACAUUUAUCGAACCCUGGAUUGAUUUGCGUUAAUUUUCUUUUUUCGAAUCCAGGAGCGUUACAGGGCAAUAUAUGACUAUGAUAAAGCAGAUGGAGAUGAGAUUUCUCUGAAAGAAGGAGACAUGAUUAGUAAUGGUGAGAUAGUUGGUGAAGGAUGGAUGCAGGGUACCAACAUGCGUACAGGAGAAACCGGCAUGUUGCCCUCGAAUUAUGUCGAGAAAGUAUAA